Molecule: messenger RNA, 3742 nt
Organism: Cuscuta epithymum
Lineage: Eukaryota; Viridiplantae; Streptophyta; Magnoliopsida; Solanales; Convolvulaceae
Source: the annotation of a GenBank genome assembly
AUUUUGGCCAAAGUCAAGAUUUUCAAGACCAUAUAUUCAUUCACACAUUCAAGACUGAAGUCUGAAGAAUCAUUUAUUUCCCCCCAACAUCUCUGUGCCAAAUUCAUUAAUCAUCACCUCCAAACCCCCCUUUCUUUCAUUCCUUCUCAUUUAUGAACCAAACUUUAUGAACCAAACCAAGUUUUAAUACCAUCCACCCAACUUUUCGAGUAGCUAUUGUCAAUUUUCCUUCCCCAUUUUCCGAGAUUUCUCAUAUGGAAAGAAAUUGAUUAAAAUGAUAAAAAUAUACUCCGUAGUAGUCUUGCAUUCUCCCUGAUUCUCCCCAUUCUUCAUUCAAGGUUUACGAAGGAUGUUCUUUUUUCAAUAAAAAGGGGAUGUUCUGAGAAUUUUGGAGCUUCCUGUCUUGUAAACACAGAAAAAUGUUCUACUGUCUGUUGGGUUCUUCAGACAUUCAUGAUUUUGGGAGAAGGACUACAGGUUUACAAUUGUGUGCCACUUUCUUUGGUUAAGGAUCAAAAGCACUGCGCAAGAUUUGAUUUUUAUUGUUACAGUUUGAUGUUGGUGUUAGCAUGUGGAAUUUCUACUAGUGUUUUUUAUCACUGACUAUAAAUCUUGAGAGAAGGGUAACGGAAGUAUGAGGAAAGAUACUUUGAGGGGUUGGUUGGAACAAUCCCUUUUAAGGAAAAGUUGCUUGGCGCCUACUUCUCCGAUGGUUUUUGCCUGGAUUAUUGGUUCGUUUUUUGUUCUUGUGUGUUUUACAACCCAAGUAGUGAGCCAGCAACCCAACACUGAUGGGUUCUUUAUCCAUAGUUUCCUGAAAGCUAUGGGAUUGAAUUCCAACACUUCCAAAGUUGACUCAUUUUCUGGAAAUUUCUGUUAUUGGAAAGGUGUGAUCUGUGAUGUAAAGGACCAAAGAGUUGUAAAGCUAAUGAUUUCUGGGUUGGGUCUAUCUGGUUUGGUCCCAGAGAAUACCAUUGGGAAACUCACAAUGCUUGAGAUGUUGGAUCUAAGUAACAAUAGGCUCACCGGUUUGCCUUCUGAUAUCUGGAGUUUGAGUUCUUUGAAAACGCUUAACCUUUCCUUCAACAGAAUCUCUGGGCUUCUCUCUAAUAACAUUGGAAACUUUGCUAAUCUUGAAAGAUUGGAUCUUUCUGGAAACAAUUUCUCAGGUGGCUUACCAGAAGCCAUGAUUUCCCUCACAAGUUUGAAGUUUAUUAAUCUAAGCAGAAAUGGGUUCGACUCAAAGAUUCCUUCUGGGAUCAGGAAUUUCCACUCACUGGUUUCUCUCGAUCUUUCUGGAAACAAACUCACUGAUUCUUUGUGGGAUGGUUUUGGUUCUUCAUUUCCGGAUCUCCGGUUCUUGAAUCUUGCAGGAAAUAGGAUUAUGGGGAAAUAUUCUGAUAUGUCCGGAAUGAAAUCACUUGUGUAUCUAAAUGUUUCUGGGAAUCUGUUCAAGGGUUCUGUGGUUGGCAUUUUUGGCGGGCCAUUGGAGGUGAUUGACCUGAGCAGAAACCAGUUUCAAGGUCAUAUUUCUCAGGUAAACAUUAGUUGGUCUAAUCUGGUUUAUUUGGAUCUAUCUGAGAACCAGUUGAGUGGAGAAAUUUUCUCUGAGUUAAAAGAUAACGCUAAGAAUCUCAGACACUUGAAUCUUGCUCACAACAGAUUUUCCCGUCAGCAGUUUCCACAUGUUCAUAUGCUUCGUCUGGAGUAUCUGAAUUUGUCUGCCACAAAUUUAAUUGGCGAGAUCCCGGGUGACCUUUCUUCACUCAGUGGUUUGAAAGUUCUUGAUGUUUCGUACAACAAUUUGAGUGGGGAAAUCCCUCAACCUCUUGUUGAGAUACUUCCCUCGAUGGUUAGGUUCAACUUCUCGUACAACAAUGUGACGUUUUGUGCUUCUCAAGUUCCCCAAAAUACCCUUCACUCUUCUUUUAUCGGGUCAUCAAACGGAUGUCCCAUUGCAGCCGAUCCCUCUCUUUUCAAAGGCAAAGGGCGCAACCGUUGGGCACUAAAACUAGCUUUGGUUUUAACCUUUUCUAUGGUUUUUACACUUCUCGGGUUGAUGUUUUUAGCCAUUGGGUGUCGUCGUGGUAAGCCUACCAAGUGGGCUGUGAAACAGGCAUCUUCUUAUAAGGAAGACCAAGAACAGAUAGUAUCCCCAGGCCCGUUCUCUUUCCGGACCGAUUCGACUGUUUGGGUAGCCGACGUGAGACAACCGAACUCUGUUCCGGUGGUUAUCUUUGAGAAGCCAUUGUUGAACUUGACUUUUUCUGACCUAUUGUCUGCCACUUCUAAUUUUGACCGAGGGACAUUGUUGGCCGAAGGGAGGUCCGGGCCCGUCUACAGAGGAUUCCUACCUGGUGGUACCCACGUGGCAAUCAAGGUUUUGGUUCAUGGCUCGACCCUGACUAACCAAGAAGCGGCAAGGGAGUUUGAGUACCUCGGGCGUAUCAAACACCCAAACCUCGUUGCCCUCACUGGAUACUGCUUGGCGGGUGACCAAAGAAUCGCUGUAUAUGAUUACAUGGAGAAUGGGAAUUUGCAUGAUCUCCUUUACGAUCUCCCGCUUGGUGGGGUACACACACCCGAAGAUUGGAGCACCGACACGUGGGAAAGGGACGACGAGGAAGGUAACGACAUUCGGAAUGUGAGGUCAGAGGGGUUGUUGACCACUUGGAGAUUCAGACAUAAAAUUGCAAUUGGGACUGCGAGAGCACUUGCUUUUCUCCACCACGGAUGCUCACCCCCCAUCAUACAUAGAGAUGUCAAGGCUAGUAGCGUCUAUCUUGACUCUAAUCUUGAACCGAAGCUUUCGGACUUUGGGCUGGCUAAGAUUUUUGGUGACAGUCUUGAGGAUGGGCUUGUCCGUGGUUCUCCUGGAUACGUCCCUCCCGAGUUUAAUGUACCCGAGACGACGCCUACCCCAAAAUCUGAUGUUUAUGGAUUUGGUGUCAUUCUGUUUGAGCUAAUCACGGGUAAAAGCCCCAUUGGGGACAUUUAUCCAGACCAGAAAGAGGGUGAUUUGGUCACUUGGGUCAGAGGGUUGAUAAGGAAAAACCAGGGACUAAGAGCCAUUGAUCCCAAAAUCAUUGGGACCGGACCGGAAAUAGAGAUGGAAGAAGCGUUGAAGAUUGGUUAUUUAUGCACGGCUGAGAUUCAUUCAAAGAGGCCAAGUAUGCAACAGGUGGUUGGGCUUCUCAAGGACAUCCAUAGUGUGACAACACAAUGAGAGCAAGUUUGGAACUUCAUAAUUUUAUCCUCUUUCACGGUCUUUUUCAUGUUUUGGGUUCCCUGUAGGAGAAUGUACAGCAAAUUCAAGAACUUCGCUUGACUUGCUUCUUCAUGGAUUUGGACCCUCUUGUUCUCAGGAGAUCAAGAGGGAAUCUUGACCUUUAAUUUGAUAAGCUAAGUUCCUAAUUUUUAAUCAAAUGAAUGAAUUAUUAAAUGCUGCUUUCUGAAAGUGCAGUUGGAUUCCCUCUUAAAUUUUCACAUAUAUUUGGGAUUGGUUUUCACUUUUCAUUGACAGACUGGAAAAUAUAUGAGCUUUAGUGCUGUGUCCUCUGUGUUUAUGCUUGAUAUUGAGAUGAUAGCACUUCUAACUUUCUAAUAUUGAAUCUUCACACAAACAAUUGGAAAACAAUUGGAGUAUUUUGCCAAAGUUUUCAUCCUAUGAACUUUAGUUGGUACAAAAUGAAGACUCCUAAUUUAUGUUCUCUAAAUAGGCCCCUUCAAACAAGAACAACAU